This is a messenger RNA of Leishmania braziliensis MHOM/BR/75/M2904, 3198 nucleotides long. RefSeq lists its product as hypothetical. Bases 1 to 3198 code for a protein of 1065 amino acids. The transcript has a single exon. The record is from RefSeq and is a predicted model, not a curated record. Lineage: Eukaryota; Euglenozoa; Kinetoplastea; Trypanosomatida; Trypanosomatidae.
AUGUCGCAGUUGCUCUCCACGUACUCGCUCCUGCAGUGCGUUGUUUCUGCCGCGCAGUUCGCCUCUGGCGAGAUUAGCUUCUACGAUACCUACGCCGAGCUGACGGCGGCGGAUGCAGACGGCAGCAGAACGUCGCCACUGCGCGUGGAGUACGACGUGCUUGAGCAUUUUCGCAUUGUGCGUGCUCAGGGGGUGAUGCGGCUGACACUGCCGCGCGGUGUUGUGCGACAAUGGGCAGCGCAGAACUCGUUUGAGACUCAGCUGGACGAGUACGAGGGUGAGCAGACGAACGUGCACGGCGGCAACCGUUCCAAGGCAGGCGCCUUCUCGAUUCAGAUGACGGACACGAAGUCCGUGCUGCUUGUGCAGCUCAGUCUCGAGGACAUGGCCGCUUUUUUGAACUCUAUAGCGCCUCUCAUUGCGGCCAGCCGGCGCACGAGGUCUAUGUCACGCAUCUCUGUGACGGAGCCGCUGCCGGUGUACGGGGUACCGUUGGUGGACCCCGCGGCAAGCAUGCCAACGGAUGCGGCGACCUCAUCCCGAGCGAUGUCGACCGCCUCAGCGAACUCUCAAGAGGAAGCCGCAGAGAGUAAUUGGGCGAGCGGUAAGAAUAAUGCGGCACCAGUGUGCGACCGGCGGCACUAUCGACCCCAGCGGCAGAGGCGCGGCGAGAGGGACACGGCUCACUGCACGCCAUCUCGCACCGAUGACAAUGCUGGACAGAAAGAGGGAUGCAGGUUUGCUAAGCACUCAGACGAGCGACGCACCACCGCAGCCGCCAACAAUGCCGCACCUCGAGCAACAGACACAGCACCCGAGCUGUUGGGUGGCGACAGCGGUGGUAGUUCAAUAGGGGCGACUGAGUCAGAGACGCACGGUGAUGCUGCGCAACCCCUCUCCGGUAGUCCUGCGGCGUCAACGGGCUGCGAGGAAGAUGAAGGGGGGACCACGAGACGCACCGUUCGUGUGGCCGACGCGCUCGCUGUCACCGCCACCGCAGGAGCCACAGCGCAGGUCGAUCGACGGCCUUCAUCGCCGAAGCACCGGCAAUUACAACAGGCGACCCCAUCACGGUUCGUCAAUACACUGGAGAGCGUGGCAGAAGAACUGGCAGAAUUGAUGGAGGAGGCAGACCAGCCUGAGCACUAUCGUGGCUGCCGCGGCGAACCUCUUCAUCGCCGUCAACCGACCGCUGCGGCGGUCGUGACGGCAGUGCAGCGCGCGGGUCAGCAGCAGGCGUCUCGAUGCACGCAGCGCCGGCCGCUGCCCAUCGUCGCCUUGACUGCGGCCCCUUCGGUGUGCCCAUCAUUGAAGUCCACCAUAUCAGAGACACAUGUGCUAAGGCACCCGCAUCGGCAGCAGAGCCCCUCUGCAUCCGAAGCGCAGGCGCAGUGCGGGGUGAAUGGUGUGCACAGUGCUGCUGCGGCAGACAGCGGCACUGCAGUAACGAAUCGGCGAUCAGCUCAGUGGCCGAUGGGUAUGACAACUCCCAUGCAAGGGCGGUGCUUGGCUCGCACUUUUGUCCGCAGCGGUGGCGGUGCGCACCUCUGCGCCUCCGAACUCUCCUCCGCGUCUACUGCCGAGUUGCCACCAUUUGCUACACAUGGCGGAUGCGAUGGCCGCGCAGCACCACAGGAGGGUCACGCUAUGCCGUCACCGGCAUCAGAAGAGAGGCCUGUCUGCAUCGACAAAGCCUCCACCGUAGCUGGUGCUGCUCUCUGCAACGUCAACGGGGUGAGGCGUGCCGCUGAUGGCUGGACUGGGUCUGAGACCCAAUGGGCAGCGCUGCGUACUGGCACGGUCGCCCACGCCUUCGCGGAUACUAAGGAUGGAUGUAGAGACGAUGCCUGCGCCGCGCCGGUGGCCACGCCCAUCCGGUCGUCCUCACGCCCCUCUAGCGUUGCAUCGUCGGUCAAGCUUGGGGACAUGUUGGCGCUGCCCGGCGCCUCUCGUGAGCCGGGUGGUCCUGCGAAGGGUGUCAUCGCAUCGUGGCAGCGCAUUGCGCAGUUUCGCAGCGGCGGUGCAGGCGCGGCGCCUGUCAAGCAGUCGCCACCGUGCGCAGGAAGCAGCAGCGGCGCCGCUGACGUGGCAGCGUACUUGCGAGAGUUGUUUCCAGUAGAGGAUACCGUGCCCAAGGCGACACGGAAGCGCUGCAAAGCGCAGACAGUCACCACCGCGGGUGCUGUGGGGCGACUCUCCGUAUCUCAGCGGCGCAGACAUGCACCUGCUCGGAGAGCUGUCGAUCUCACUGCCUCGGCCACGGGUGCUGUUACUCGUGCUCUGGUCUCCACCGACAUAUCUAGCAGGACCGCGGACGGCGCGACGGCGUCUCAGCUGCCUUUAAAGGCUGUCCCAUCGCCACCACUAGCGAAAAUGAGUUCUAACAUCAGUGCUGCGAUAGCCACGCACGCGAUCGCCAACAGGCGGCGCCGCUCUCUGACUGCGGGCGCAGUGGGGACGACGAAGAGAGUUAAGGUAGACGCUGCCGCUGCGGUGCCUCCCUUAGACAGCAGCAUCGAUGCGGCACGAGACAAGGAGAAAGACACGGAGGCCACAACGGGUAGUAGUGCUACCGGACACUGCGCUGCAGCGUGCCUCACGCAGCCACCGCAGCCAAAGGUGUGCUCUGCCGUCUCGGUUCCACAACGUGUCGCCAUCUCCGUCCGUGAUGCAGGCGCGCUGGGGCUGGUCCAAGCGCCACUGCCUCUGUGCGGCGCCGCCUGGGAUAAAAAGCCGGGCGUGGCUGUGGCCGCGAGGGAAGAGGCUGCGGCUGCUGCUGCUGCGGCACUGAAUGACGAUGCAGCCAAGGUGGUCGAGGGUCUCAUCAGAGGUCCCAGCGCUGAGGCUGACAGUCGCAAAGCACCACGCGAUGGGGUACGCCACCGGCGCACACAGCUGCUGCGGGCAAAGCUUCUCGUGCAGGAGGCAGCGCCGCCGGCUGGAUGCGCCGAUGACCCUUCGCGCUACCACACCGAAGCAGCGGCAGCGGGCCAUCACGGCAAGACUGGCGACCGUGCCAGUAUCAGCAGCAGCCAGGCUACGUGCCCACUGCUCUACUGCCGUGAGUCCCGGAAGGAGCGCAGUCGGCGUGUGCUGCGUUAUAUGAACCUCAUUUCGCAGAGCAUCGCCGCUGUGCAUGAGACGCAUGAUGCGCUGCGCGGGCUGCUCCUUCUCAUGAUGGAGGAAGAUCAGCUAUAG